This is a messenger RNA of Choloepus didactylus (southern two-toed sloth), 1473 nucleotides long. Its product is annotated as transcription elongation factor A N-terminal and central domain-containing protein 2. Bases 49 to 675 code for a protein of 208 amino acids. Gene Ontology annotation, cellular component: nucleus. The record is from RefSeq and is a predicted model, not a curated record. Lineage: Eukaryota; Metazoa; Chordata; Mammalia; Pilosa; Megalonychidae. Gene Ontology annotation, biological process: DNA-templated transcription. The transcript has a single exon.
CCUGAACUCGCUGCAAGCAUGUGGAGGUAGUUGGACUCUCCCCUAGCAAUGGAUAAAUUCGUCAUUCGAACGCCUCGAAUCCAGAAUAGCCCUCAGAAGAAAGAUCUUGGAGGAAAGAUUUACAAGCAGGCCACGAUUGAAUCUCUGAAGAGAGUUGUGGUUGUUGAAGACAUGAAAAGAUGGAAAACUGUGUUGGAGCUUCCUGAUCAAACCAAAGAGAAUCUAAUUGAAGCAUUACAAGAAUUAAGGAAGAAAAUACCCUCUAGAGAAGUGUUAAAAUCAACAAAGAUAGGUCACACUGUGAACAAGAUGCGUAAACACUCAGAUUCAGAAGUGGCUUGCCUUGCCGGAGAAGUUUACACUGAGUGGAGAACUUUCAUUGAAAAACAUUCAAACAGACCUUCUAUUGAAGUCCGGAGUGAUCCGAAAACUGAGAUGCUCAGAAAAAAUGCCCUGAAAUUACUCUCAGAAGCCUUGGAAUUAGAGAUGGAUCACCUACUGGUUGAAAAUAUUGAGCGGGAAACGUUUCAUCUCUGCUCCCGCCUCAUUAAUGGGCCAUACCGGCGGACGGUGAGAGCCCUGGUCUUCACAUUAAAGCACCGAGCUGAAAUCCGGGCUCAGGUGAAGAACGGUUCACUGCCGGUCGGCACGUUUGUACAGACCCACAAAAAGUGACCUGAAGAUGCUUCCAAGCCCGGGCUGGCAGAGAGGAAAACAGGCCUUUCUCUGCCAUUCAAAGACUCUUUUGAAUUUGGGUGAUGGCUGAAGCCGGCUGUGCGAAAUUUUCCCAUGGUGCCGUUCCUUCAGACAAGGGGUGCAGAGAGCCCUGGGAGACAGACCUACAAGAACGUGCUUCAUUAUCUGUAAUGUGCUGGUGCUGCCUGACAGGGUGCGUGCUGGCUGUCACCAGGAAAGCUGUGCGAUUGCCAUCACCCAACACGGUGAAAGGGGAUUUCACUGUGAGUAUGCCAGGGACACCUAUAAACUUCCCCCAUGUCAAGCAGAUGAAGUUACUACUUUAUUUCGCCACCCUGCAGGUAACUGAAACUCAAUUACCACUGCUGCUCAUUUGGUUCCAUCCCCCCGAGUUUAGAUAGCUCUGGUGCCUUUCAGAACUCCCCCAUCUGUUCUCUUUGCUCUACCCCAGGGGUGAGCCUGCCAGAGCCAGUCAACUGCCCCUUCUUUCCAGAACUCACUUAUCUGAACAUUUCAGCUCUCCCUGGAAGACCUUCUGUGUUUGUCUCUGAAGCCCCCAUGCUGAGGAUUCUAAUGAGGAACUGGCCUGAAGCAUCCCCACACGUCUGGUUUUAUUUGAAUAUGUUGGCUGUCUCGGUUUAGGGCUGUGUAGGAGAUCUGUAGUGAAAUUUCUCUUGAAAUGAAUUACUGUAGUAGGAAAAAAAAUACAUAUAUAUUUUGAAAUGAAAUACCUUUAUAUGGGCCUGCUUGAACAAUUAUGUAAACAUUUGCUUUUUA